ACAGCCACUAUGGGUGUUCCCAAGUUCUUCAGAUGGAUGUCAGAGCGGUAUCCGGCUAUCUCGCAGCUCAUCGCCGAGAACCGCAUCCCCGAAUUCGACUGUCUCUAUCUUGAUAUGAACGGUAUCAUCCACAACUGCACCCACAAUGACUCCGACGGUCCUACCGCUCGUAUGACCGAAGACAAAAUGUUCAUUGCCAUUUUCAACUACAUUGAGCAUCUAUUCGGCAAGAUCAAGCCGAAGCAGUUGUUCUUCAUGGCCAUCGAUGGUGUCGCUCCGCGUGCCAAGAUGAAUCAGCAGCGUGCACGCCGCUUUAGAACCGCUCUCGAUAACGAGAAGGCCCGUGAAAAGGCCAUUCGUGAGGGCGUCGAGAUGCCCAAGGAGGAUCCGUUCGAUAGCAACUGCAUCACUCCCGGCACCGAGUUCAUGGCAAAGCUGACACAGCAACUGAAAUACUUCAUCAACAAGAAGGUCUCCGAGGACCUGGACUGGCAGGGUGUGGAAAUCGUCCUGUCUGGCCACGAAGUCCCGGGUGAGGGUGAACACAAGGUCAUGGAGUACAUUCGCCAGGCGAAGGCGCAGCCGGGCUACGAUCCCAACCGUCGCCACUGCUUGUACGGCCUGGACGCCGAUCUCAUCAUGUUGGGUCUGCUUAGCCAUGACCCACACUUCUCACUAUUGCGUGAAGAAGUAACCUUUGGUCGCCAAAGCAAGGCGAAGUCCAAGGAGCUUGAACAUCAGAAUUUCUAUCUUAUGCAUCUCUGCAUCGUACGCGAAUACCUUGAGCUGGAGUUUCAAGAGCUAGAGGAGCCCGGAGCUCUAGGCUUCGAAUUCGACAUGGAGCGUGUUAUUGACGAUUUCAUUCUUAUGGCUUUCUUUGUUGGAAACGAUUUCUUACCCAAUCUGCCCCAUUUGCACAUCAACGAGGGCGCUUUGGCACUCAUGUUCAACGUUUACAAGACGGUUUUGCCCAAGGCAAAGGGCUACAUCAAUGAGGAAGGCGUUAUUAACAUGGAGAGGCUGGCCCUACUUCUGGACGAGCUGUCGCAUGUGGAAUACCGCCACUUUGAGGCGGAGAACGCGGAUGCCGCUUGGUUCAAGGGGAAGCGCGGAGGGAAAGAGGACGUAAUGGAGCGGACCAAAAAGCGAGGACAGAUUGUCAUGACCACCAACCAGCAAAACUUGUUCUCCAACAUCAAAAGCUGGAUUGGGACGUAUUUUGAUACCAAAACCCAGUCACCCUACGACCUACCCGUCAGCCUCAAGGCCGAAGACCGCAGGUUUGUCCAAGAGUUGGCCGACAGCCUGCGUCUACAGUGGAAGACGAUUCAAGAUGACGAUGGCAAUCGUCACCUUCAACUAGUCUUUCCACCCAAAUUAGUGGAGGCUGCCGAGGAUGAUGAAGAAGAGGACGAUGAUGAUGAAGAGGCCCAGAAGGCAAUCACGCGGGUUGUUCAAAAAUACGACAAGGCCAAGAUCGUCGACAUUUCAGCAGAAGAAGCCCAAAGCGCUAUGGACAAGAAAUACGAGGAAAAAUUCGACGCCUGGAAAGACGAAUACUACAAGAGCAAGUUUGAAUGGGGCCGCGACAACGAAGAGGAGCUCAGGAAGUUGACCGAGAACUACGUACAAGGUCUGCAAUGGGUUCUUUACUAUUACUACCGUGGAGUAGCCUCUUGGCCCUGGUACUACGGCUACCAUUAUUCCCCCAUGAUAUCAGACGUCAAGAGGGGGUUGAAGGCCAACAUUGAUUUCAAGCUCGGCCAGCCGUUCAAACCCUUCCAACAGUUGAUGGGUGUUUUACCGGAUCGUAGUAAAAGCAUUGUACCGGAGGCUUAUCACCCUUUGAUGACGAAUGAGGAGUCUCCUAUCAUCGACUUUUACCCGAGAGACUUCCAGCUCGACAUGAAUGGCAAGAAGAUGGAGUGGGAAGCGGUGGUGAAGAUCCCCUUCAUCCAGGAGGACAGACUUCUUUCUGCCAUGGCAACAAGGGAGCACCUGCUUACCGAAGACGAAAAAGCUCGCAAUUCAUUUGGUGUUUCCCUCAAGUUCACGUACGCCAAGGAUCUCGACUUUGUGUAUCCAUCAUCUCUGCCUGGAGUCUUUCCGGAUUUGCCCCAUUGCCGCUGCAUUGAAAAUAUCUUCGAGCUGCCUACUAUGGAAGGACUCGAGGUCUAUGUGGGCUUGAUGGAUGGUGUCAAACUUGGUGCUUCUUCUCUGGCGGGUUUCCCUUCCUUGAAAGAACUUCCUUUCCACGGCAAGCUGAACUUCCACGGAGUCAAUGUCUUCAACCAGGACAGUCGAAACGAGAGCAUGGUAGUGACGCUACUAGAUACAGAAGCUCGCACAGGCAUUGCUCAGGCAAAACUGAAGCUUGGGAAAGCAGUACAUGUCGGUUAUCCAUUCCUGCAGGAAGCCAAAGUUGUCAAAGUCUCAGAUGAGCUAUUUGACUACGUGCUACCCUCCAGUGGUCCUUCCGCCCCUGUUGCUAUAGAGCACAGCCCACAAGAAAUCUCCAACUGGAAGAAGACUGCCAAUCGUAUCGAAAGCGUGUACAGCAAACGACUUGGAAUGGUGAUCGGUGAUGUCGAAUCGCUUGUUCACGUGGAGAUGCUCAGAGGUCUUAACAAGACCGAUGAGGGAGCCAUGAUCAAAGAUUACGGUGUCAUCGAGGGCCUCCAAGUGGAAUAUGCCGCCCAGACGAUUGUUGACGAUGUUAUCAGCCCCGACCCACGCUUCUUGGAGAAAGAGGCCUUGCCCAUUGAAGAGGAAUUCCCCGAAGGCUCCCGUGCCUUUUAUCUUGGAGAUUACGCCUAUGGCAGACCCCUGCAAAUCAUCAACCAUGUCGACAACCGUGCGAACAUCAUGGUGGCGAGAUUAAGGAAACCGGAGGUCGAGUUUGGACGCGACGUUACUGUGAAGGCUGAACGCGCAACGCCUUAUUUCCCCUCGUUUGUUGUUGCCCGUCAACUUCAGAUGCCACCUCUUGCGCUAUCCAAAUUGACUGCUUCCUUUAACGUCAACUCCAGUGGAUUGAAAUUGAAUCUCGGACUCAACCUCAAGUUCGAGGCGAAGAAGCUUAAAGUCUUGGGUUAUUCGCGAAAAUCCCAAAACGGAUGGGAAUAUAGCCGGAAAGCAGUGGAUUUGCUCGCUCAGUAUAUGAUCAAGUUCCCUGAGUUCAUCGCUGCCAUCAUCAAGAACCCAACUGGCGAUGGUUGGGAAGACACCGAUUUUUUCCCACCAGAGGUUGCUAAAGAGAAGAUCAAAGAGAUUGGUACAUGGCUUAAAGAUCUACAAACCAAGAGCUUUGAGAAGGUGCCUCUGGAUGCUGAGCAGCUCGAUUCAGAUGCCGUCAAGAUGAUCGAGCAGGCGGCCGAUGCCAAUCUCGCAAGCACACAAGACUCGGCACCGCAGAAGAUAGACAAGGUGCCUCGUGUGGCUUUGAUGAAGCCGUCAGACGCAGAGCAGCGCUUGAGCAACCAAACCUUUACUAUUGGUGACCGCAUCGUCUAUGUUCAAGAUUCUGGCCGGGUACCCAUUGGUUCGUCAGGGACCGUCAUUGGAAAAACACGCACGGCUCGUGCGUUGCUACUGGAUAUUGUUUUCGACACUACUUUCAUGAGCGGUACCUCCCUGGGUGACCGCUGCUCUCCGUUCAGAGGCUCUACCGUUCCGGCCACCGCGGUACUCAACUUGACUGAAAAGCAAUUAGUCUUUUACUCCACCGCAGGGGCUGCUAAACGCCCUCAGCAGGUUUCACAGCCCUUGACUGUUCGUAGCGUUGGUGCCCCUGGUGGUCCCCAGCUGGUUGAAGCUAGUGCUCCUCCUGCACUUCGUGGAUCGUACCGUGGAGCUUUCGGUGGAAACACCAAUGGAGCUUCUCGUGGUGGGCGAGGCGCAGGUCCAGCACCACGAGGGACUACACACGCCCAAAAUGGGACUGCACACCAGCCGAACCCCCAGCAACAGCAACAACAGCUCCCGAUCCACGGUGGCCCGCCUCGUGGUGGCCGAGGGGGAUUUGCACCACGCGGUCAACAGAACGGUUUUGCUCCACGAGGCCGUGGUGGCAAGGCCAAUCGUGGCGGUUUCACGGUUACUGAUAUGAACGAUCCCAACGAAGGAGUUGUAGAGUACAAUCCUGGUUUCAGGCCCCAGAAUUACAACAACGUUGCGCCUCCGCCUAGCUUGGAAGCGCCGCGAGGAGGUCGUGGACGCGGGCGUGGACGUGGGCGUGGGCGGGGUGGACCUGGAGCACGUGGAGCGCCCCGAGGUGCAGUGCCACAGUAA
Messenger RNA from Periconia digitata, 4290 nucleotides. The record is from the annotation of a GenBank genome assembly. NCBI's taxonomy places the organism in Eukaryota, Fungi, Ascomycota, Dothideomycetes, Pleosporales, Periconiaceae.